This is a messenger RNA of Anolis sagrei ordinatus, 611 nucleotides long. The record is from RefSeq and is a predicted model, not a curated record. Lineage: Eukaryota; Metazoa; Chordata; Lepidosauria; Squamata; Anolidae.
UUUAGUAUUUUCUGCUGUCGGUCUGGCUCAGCUGCUGACACCCAGGCCAUUGCAGACGCUGUCACGUACCAGCUGGGCUUCCACAGCAUUGAACUGGACGAGUGUCCCUUGGUACACAUGGCGGCCAACCUCUUCAAGGAGAUGUGCUACUGAUACCGGGAGGACCUGACGGCCGGGAUCCUGGUGGCUGGGUGGGACAAGCGCAAAGGAGGGCAGGUGUAUUCGGUGCCCAUGGGGGGCAUGAUGGUGCACCAGCCCUUCUCCAUCGGAGGCUCGGGCAGCUCCUACAUCUACGGCUACGUUGACGCCUCCUACAAGCCCGGCAUGACCAAGGAGGAGUGCUUGGCCUUUGCCACCAAUGCCAUCUCUCUGGCCAUGGACCGCGACGGCUCCAGCGGAGGGGUCAUCCGCCUGGCCGCCAUCACCGAGGACGGCGUGGAGCGCAAGGUCAUCCUGGGCCACGAACUGCCCCGCUUCUCCACCCUCUGAAGGAAGGCAGGACAUCCGGCCAUCGCUGUUACUGCUCUUAUUAUUAUUGCUAUUGUUGUGAAUCACCCCAGUCCAUUGUUUCAGGGUAAACACAAUAUUAAAAACAUGGGAGUGGAAAAAAA